UCUCGUCUCAUUACAUAUCACAGAACUAAAGAUGGCACAGAGUUUUCGCAUGGCCGUUGCAGUUCUUGGGAAUGCUGCUUCGGUAUCCCUCUAUGCUGCUCCAACGGUUACUUUCAAAAGGGUCAUAAGGAAGAAAAGUACUGAGGAGUUUUCAUGUCUUCCUUACAUCAUCGGACUCCUGAACUGUCUCCUCUUCACAUGGUAUGGCUUACCUGUUGUGAGCUACAAAUGGGAAAAUUUCCCUCUGGUCACGGUCAAUGGCGUUGGGAUUGUUCUUGAGUUAUCUUACGUUCUCAUCUACUUCUGGUAUGCUUCUGCAAAAGGAAAGGUGAAGGUGGCCUUGACAGCGAUGCCAGUUAUCGUAGCGUUUUGCAUCAUCGCUAUCGUCUCAAAUUUUGCCUUCCAUGACAGUCGUCAAAGGAAGCUUCUCGUGGGUAGCAUCGGCCUCGGUGUUUCAGUGGCAAUGUAUGCAUCUCCUCUUGUUGUCAUGAAAAAAGUUAUACAAAGCAAGAGCGUGGAAUUCAUGCCAUUGCCAUUAUCGCUGUGCUCGUUCUUGGCUAGUGUCCUUUGGUUGACAUACGGACUUCUGAUCCGCGACAUAUUCGUUGCGGGACCAAGUGUGAUCGGAGCUCCUCUGGCCAUUCUGCAACUUGUACUUCACUGCAAGUACUGGAAAGGAAAAGUCGCUGAAGAACCAAACGGGCAGGACCUGGAAAAGAUAGAUGUGGUAAAGGAAGGCUCAGAAAUAAUGGCGGAUUUGGAAAAAGGAGAACUAGAAAUGAAGAUCACAAAUGAUCCAAGCAAGACCAACUCCUGAUCAACGACAAGGCUGAAAAUUUUGCCCAAACAAUUUUCGGUUUCCUGUCUGGGUCUUGAAAAAUAAAGUCUUCUUUAUUGUUCAGAGCUAGUAUUUUCAUGAUCGUAUUAUCGCAUAAAGUUAGUGUGCUUCCUAAUACAUGGGGACGUGCUUUGUUUCCCUGAGAACUGGUUUUUGCCACCCAGCUCAAGUUUCCAACGCAUGGCUUGUUUGUAUUUGGGAGUAUAACUUGCCAAAUAAUAUAAAGUGACAUUCAAAUUCAA
This is a messenger RNA of Prosopis cineraria, 1080 nucleotides long. RefSeq names its product bidirectional sugar transporter SWEET3-like. Gene Ontology annotation, cellular component: membrane. Gene Ontology annotation, molecular function: sugar transmembrane transporter activity. Lineage: Eukaryota; Viridiplantae; Streptophyta; Magnoliopsida; Fabales; Fabaceae. The record is from RefSeq and is a predicted model, not a curated record. The transcript is spliced from 6 exons. Gene Ontology annotation, biological process: carbohydrate transport. The coding region runs from base 32 to 817 and encodes 261 amino acids.